Bradysia coprophila is the source of this 1825-nucleotide messenger RNA. Its product is annotated as anhydro-N-acetylmuramic acid kinase-like. The record is from RefSeq and is a predicted model, not a curated record. Lineage: Eukaryota; Metazoa; Arthropoda; Insecta; Diptera; Sciaridae. Gene Ontology annotation, biological process: peptidoglycan turnover; amino sugar metabolic process. Gene Ontology annotation, molecular function: ATP binding; phosphotransferase activity, alcohol group as acceptor.
GCCAUCGGCAUAUCACUUAAUUAUACGGUUUUCGUUUAUAUUUUGUGUCUCAUUAAACUGAAAAAAUCGCUGGUAAAAACACGUUUUGCAAGGCUACUUUAAGCGAAUCGUGAAUGGGAGUUCUUUUAAUCUCUUUGAAAUACGUUUCCAGUUUGUUUGUUUAUUUCUUUCUAUAAAAGCAUACAUUUUCAAUCCAUUUAUAUAUAGUUUCAAGCAGUAUAGUGUAUAGUUAAGGACUAUGACGUAAUUCCAUUUAAUUUGAAUCUAAAUGCUUUUGCAUAUUUACCACAAUUUUCAUUAAUUGUGACCAAAGAAAAGAAUGGUCCUUUUGUACAGUGAGUUUGUCGCCCAAAGGUAGUUGGCUUAGUUUGUUAAACUAAAAGCUGCGAAGAUUGUUUACCAACAUCACUAAUAAAAAUUAGAUUGUGUUAUAUAGCCGAAUGUAAUAAAUUAUCUCACAUAUCGUUAUCUGUUGUCGGCAUUACCUUAAUUACCUGCUCAGAAGCCAAUGAGGAGGUGGUCUAAGCAAGUAACAAUCGUUUUAAAUAAUCAAUGAAUGAAAAUAAUUGUACCGAGUGCUGUGUAAGUAUAUCUCAGUUCGACUAAUCAAAAACCAAUGGACUAUUACGUCGGAAUUAUCAGCGGUACAAGCAUGGACGCAAUAGAUGCCGUUCUUGUGGACUACUCUACCAUGCCAGGAAAAAUAAUUGCAACAUGCUCAGAACCAAUGCCUGACGACAUAAGAAGCGAUUUUGGUUUAUUGCAACUUGUGCCAUCGAAUCCAUUCACAUUUUUACUACUGGGUAAAUUGGAAGUUCAAAUUGGAAAAGCGUUCGCACAAACUGUGAACAAACUCUUACAAGCAACGAAUUUGCAGAAAGUGCAUAUCAAAGCGAUUGGAAGCCAUGGUCAAACUGUGUGGCAUCAACCAGAUGGGGAGAAUCCAUUUACAAUACAAAUUGGGGAUCCAAACAUAAUAGCAGAAGAAACUGGAAUAACUACUGUCGCAGACUUCCGACGAAGGGACAUGGCAGUUGGUGGUCAGGGAGCACCGUUUGCUCCAGUUUUUCACGAGGCACUAUUUCGAAAUGCUGCUGAAGAUCGAAUUGUACUCAAUUUAGGUGGGAUUGCAAAUAUUUCGGUUUUGCCGAAAAAUUUGGAGAAGCCAAUCACUGGAUUUGAUACUGGGCCUGCUAAUACUCUUAGUGAUUUGUGGACUCAAAAAUAUUUAAGUAAAUCUUUCGAUGAGAAUGGUCAUUGGGCGGCAAGUGGAUGUAUAAACGAAGGACUGCUAAAGUUGAUGUUAAAGGAUCCUUAUUUUGAUCGACCAAAUCCAAAGAGCACAGGCAGAGAAUAUUUCAAUUUCGUUUGGAUUGACAAAAAUUUGCAAAGCUUUAACACGUCGGUGAAACCUGCAGAUGUUCAAGCGACUUUAGUCGAACUAACUGCAUUGACCGUUUUAAAAGGCAUUCAGCAAUGUGGUCUGACAUCAGGUUCACUGUAUGUUUGCGGAGGCGGCGCAAAAAAUUGCCACUUAAUGGAGCGCAUUCGGUAUCAUGUAGCUACAUUUAAAAUUCUAUCAACGUGUGAAUUGGGCAUUCCAGCUGAAUGGAUGGAAGCACUUGCAUUUGCUUGGUUCGCAAAAAAUACAAUCAAUGGACAAUCAGUUAACUUGACCAAUGUUACCGGAGCUCGUAAGGCAGUCAUUCUCGGUGGAAUUUAUCAAUCCUAAUUCGUAUUUAAAUUGAAUUUUUAAGUUGAAAAUUAGAAGAGAUGAAUAAUUUGGAUGAAAUAGAUUUUCAAUGCAAAAUCAAAAUAAAACUUU